AAAGCAAUGAAAUGAAUGAAUCAAUAGAUUUGUAAUAAACAGUGAAAAAGCAGUUUUUGAACGACAACUGACUGUCUCUUACUCUUUGAUUACCAUUUGGUCCACAAUUGCCAUCAUUUUUGAUGCAUUUAUCUUGAAAUCACUGAUUAUAGCACACAUUGUGUAUCGUUUCAUAAAUUGAUCACCAAAUUGGUUACAGACAACUACUUGUCGAUCACCGGCAGGUUUAUCGGGUGUAAGAAGUGUUUGGUCUGUGUCUGCCAUCGUUUUUUGAUUAACUUCUUGGGUCUUGUGUUUAUCAAUGGCUCAAUAUAUCACUGACGACAGCGGCAAAUAUAUAGCGUCUUCUCAAAGACCAGACGGCACGUGGAGAAAGCAAAGGAGGGUUAAAGAUGGAUAUGUGCCUCAAGAAGAAGUACCACUUUAUAUGUCAAAAGGCAAGCAAUGGCAACAAGAAAGAGAAAGGGAACCAAUUCCUGGACUUACAAAACACGUGAUUACUAAUCGGGAUAACAAAGUUCGAGCCGAAGGAUUGUUGGUAAGCCCUCCGGUGACACAUAAGUUGGCCACAGGAUUGACUGUUGAUGGAGAGUGGACUACAGUUUCUAACAGUAAAAAGAAGAAAUCUAAGGCCAAACUUGAAUCAGAAGCUCAAGAAUUAACCAAAACAAUGAAUUCUGUAUCAAUUGAUGACAGAAAUAAUGAGAAGAGUGGACCAAACCAUAACAAUAGCCACAAUGUUGUACGCAAUGAGUUUGGACAACCAUUGACCACCGAUCCCGCCAAACGGUUACGUAAUUUAAAGAAAAAAUUAAAAGAAAUCGAGGCUUUAAAAAGUAAACAAAAGGACUCAUUAGAGAGGGAACAGUUGGAUAAGAUAUCGAGAGAAGAAGAAAUUGUUCAACAAAUCAAUGAAUUGCAACAAUUAAUCGAUUGAUUUGAUUAUUGCUUUUUCAAUUGAAACAAAACAAAUCACUACAGAAUGAGUCGCUUUUCUACACAUUUUUAUUACUAUUAAUAUAAAUAAUUGUUUGUGUUUUGCAUGUUAUCUAUCAAAAGAUCAUUUGUUUUUUAAUUUAAUGUUUAAACUACAGUACAGUACUAGUGAUAACAAGAAAUAUUACGGUACGGGACCUGUAAUUGCAGGAUAACAGUAAAUAAUAAUACUGUUUAUUAAUAAAUACCAUCUCAUAUUAUACAUACAUUUAUGUAUACAG
Oppia nitens is the source of this 1217-nucleotide messenger RNA. RefSeq names its product partner of Y14 and mago-like (gene Pym). The record is from RefSeq and is a predicted model, not a curated record. Bases 302 to 937 code for a protein of 211 amino acids. Gene Ontology annotation, biological process: exon-exon junction complex disassembly. Lineage: Eukaryota; Metazoa; Arthropoda; Arachnida; Sarcoptiformes; Oppiidae. Gene Ontology annotation, molecular function: RNA binding. The transcript has 2 exons. Gene Ontology annotation, cellular component: cytoplasm; exon-exon junction complex.